AUGUCCGAUCUCGCUAACAAGAUUGUCAUCCUCGUCACUGGUGGAUCGGGACUGGUUGGAUCGGCUAUCAGAUGGGAAUGGAUAUUUGCGCGUUCUAGUGAGGGUGAUCUGAGGGACCCUGAAGCUGCUAAGAAGCUGUUCGAGAAGUAUAAACCCACUCAUGUUAUUCACCUGGCUGCACUAGGUAACUUGUUUGGUAUCGAUCUAAUUCUCGCUGACAAUUCUGUAGUUGGCGGGCUCUUCAAGAACAUGAAAUAUAAACUGACAUUCCUCCGAGAUAAUACACUCAUCAAUGAUAAUGUCCUUCAAACGUCCCAUGAAACGAAGGUUAAAAAGGUCAUCUCCUGCUUGUCGACGUGCGUUUUCCCCGAUAGGGUUCAGUAUCCCCUCGAUGAGACAAAGAUUCAUCUUGGCCCUCCACAUGAGAGCAAUUUUGGGUACGCGCAUGCGAAGCGGAUGGUGGACGUGACAAACCAUGCCUAUCAUGAAGAAUUCGGCAGUUCCUUUACAUCUGCCAUCCCAACGAAUGUCUUCGGUCCCCACGAUAACUUCGAUCUGGAGGACUCCCAUGUCAUACCAGGACUCCUCCACAAGUGUUAUUUGGCAAAAAAGAACGGCACGCCCUUUACCGUAGCAGGAACUGGGAAACCCCUUCGACAAUUCAUUUACUCGCGAGACCUCGCAAAGCUAUUCAUCUGGCAGUUGAGGGAGUAUGACGAGAUUGAUCCCGUCAUUCUAUCUGUCGGUGAGAACGAGGAGAUCAGCAUCAAGCAGGUCGCAGAUGCUAUAGUCAAAGCCAUCGGCUUUGAAGGCGAUUACAAGUUCGAUACGACUCGAGCAGAUGGGCAGUUCCGCAAACCUGCUUCAAACGCAAAGCUUCUGAGGUUAAUCGGCAAUUUCACCUUCACGCCUUUUGAUCAAGCUUUGGAGGAGACUGCAGCGUGGUUUGUGCAGAAUUAUGAUAAGGCUAGAAUCGGACAAGUGCCAAAAGCGAAUGAACCAGAGUAGGAGUUGCAUUCCAUGUAGAACUCGGACCAUUGUAAUUUCAGCAUUUAGAUAGUAUAAGUAGGAUAUCCGUACAAGGGCACACGAUCCCUUUUCAUGUUUCAUUAGUCGGAAGCCAGCCAACGUAACUUAAAAAUCGCCCCAAUUACGGCGGAAUUUGUACUGUACG
Messenger RNA from Cantharellus anzutake, 1174 nucleotides. RefSeq lists its product as uncharacterized. Gene Ontology annotation, molecular function: GDP-L-fucose synthase activity. The coding region runs from base 1 to 1008 and encodes 335 amino acids. Gene Ontology annotation, biological process: nucleotide-sugar biosynthetic process. The record is from RefSeq and is a predicted model, not a curated record. The transcript has 9 exons. Lineage: Eukaryota; Fungi; Basidiomycota; Agaricomycetes; Cantharellales; Hydnaceae.